Messenger RNA from Plutella xylostella (diamondback moth), 1439 nucleotides. RefSeq names its product pancreatic triacylglycerol lipase. Gene Ontology annotation, molecular function: serine hydrolase activity; lipase activity. The record is from RefSeq and is a predicted model, not a curated record. Gene Ontology annotation, biological process: lipid catabolic process. Lineage: Eukaryota; Metazoa; Arthropoda; Insecta; Lepidoptera; Plutellidae.
UUUCCCUGGCUGUGGUCGGGGGCAGUAGCCACGCCGCGCGCAGUCGGUCGCCGCACGCACCGCCAGAGCGCGCCAAAAUUAAAUUUAUUCAAAUUUAGAAUUUGAUUGUUUUUGUUUUUUUGGUUAAUGUGCAAAGCGGCCAGUUAAAAUGUGGAGUGCCAGUAUUUGUGUCUGGAUUAUUACGAUAAUAUUUGGUUUUUCACACAUAACUAGUGCUGCUUGGCUAAGAUGUUACAAGGGCUCAAUAGAAAACUACAUAGCGACGCCAUUAUCCAAACCGCAGCCUAUCGUCUCAUCAUGCGUGGACCUCACGCUCCCGACAGUGAUCUACACCUUCGGCUACCGAGGCAAGACCGCCGGCCCCGCCACCAGUGCCGUUCUGAAUGCUUACAUCAACAAGAGGAAGCGGAAUGUGCUGUUGUUGGACUGGGAAGAGGAGGCCCGGAGCGGGUAUCUUGGGAUACCGCUGGGCUAUGUGCUGUAUGCUGUUCCGAACGCUGUUAAGAUAGGCCGAGAGCUGGGCGCGGCGCUGAUGGCGCUGCAUGAGUCGGGGCUGGACAUCUCGCAGCUGCAGCUGGUGGGGCACUCGCUGGGCGCGCACGUCAUGGCGCACGCCGGCCGCGCGGCGCGCCAGAAGGGGUAUACUGUGCCGCGCAUCACGGGUCUCGACCCGGCGCGAGCCCUCUUCGAAGGCACCCUGACGGUCCAGGCGGGGCUGGACCGCACGUGCGCCAAGUUCGUGGACAUCGUGCACAGCGACCCCGGCGGCUACGGCACCAGCCUACCGGCGGGGACUGUGGACUUCUGGCCCAACUACUCCGGUCCGGGUGGCGUGCAACCCGGCUGUCCGGCCGGGGACUAUGAUAUGUUUAGUCCUGAAGACCUGUGCAGCCACGACCGCUCCUGGCGUUUCUUCGUGGAGGCCAUCACGUCACCGACCGCGUUCCCCGCGGUGCACGCGAAGGACUACGAGGCGUGGGUCAAGGGGCCGCCCGCAGCCAGCCCAGCGGUCAUCUACCUCGGUGAUCUCACCAGCACCAGGGCUCAAGGCAACUUCUUCCUGACAACCAACGCUACAGCUCCCUUCUCCAAGAACCAGCAAGGCUUGACCCCCGACGUCAGCCAAGUGCGACGGAAGCGGCGGAACUCCUCCAUCACCAGGCUACUCAAGUAUCUCAGAUGAUACUUGAUGCAGUGGCUCCACCAAACCGCAAGGGUCACUAGACAUGUACUAUUGUUACUGUGACAAAGGUGUUUUAGCUUUAAAAACCAGUGCCAAUUGAACCUGUGUUGAACUGUACGCUUGUAAAUAGGCUUUGGUGAGUGCCAAUAGUCUUAGUACCCAUUGUUUUAUUGGUAAACAAUAGUUAAUACUGAGAUGUGAUUGGUACCUACAAUUGAAAGUAUAACUAUGCAUCUUUCCAAUUCUGUAAAAAAGU